Messenger RNA from Paramecium pentaurelia, 261 nucleotides. NCBI's taxonomy places the organism in Eukaryota, Ciliophora, Oligohymenophorea, Peniculida, Parameciidae. The record is from the annotation of a GenBank genome assembly.
AUGAAUUAUCUGAAAAAUGCCUUACUUUUAAUUUCAAAUUCAAAUAAUAAAUCUAUCUUUUAGUUUGAUACUAUGAAUAAUAGAGAUAAUGUUAUAGAUGUGAAGACCAUGCAAAACAUGUUUAAGUUAAACAAUAUGUUAAUAAUGUGUUCUGUUAUCUAAUUUAUAAUUAGAUUUGAAUUUUCAAUGUAAUUGCAAUUCAGGGUACUUCUGGAAUAAAAAUAAUUGUUCUUAAUAUUUUUAAUCUUGUUUAACUUGUGA